This is a messenger RNA of Caenorhabditis sp. 36 PRJEB53466, 835 nucleotides long. NCBI's taxonomy places the organism in Eukaryota, Metazoa, Nematoda, Chromadorea, Rhabditida, Rhabditidae. The record is from the annotation of a GenBank genome assembly.
AUGGCUGACAAAAAGGUAGGUUUGCAGGCGCGGGUCGACGAAAAAACAACUCAUUUUCUCUUUGUCACCCGUUCAAUAUCUCAUUUUCAUUCAGGAUUACGCAGCGAUCGCCGAACUUGAAAAGCUUCUCGCAGAGAAUGCUCUCCAUUUCGAAGCGUGGAAGACGAGCCACAUGUAAGUCUUCAUUCAGUGCAUUACUCAUUUUCAAUCGAUUCGUUUUCAGUAAUCACAGAGGAACGGCCGAGUACAACACCGGAGUCUCUCGGUUCAUCGAUUAUGACAGAGAUCUCCGCACACGGAUAGCCACUCUUCAAGGAAUCAACGUCGAGUCGGGACCGAAGAAUAUCGAUGCGGUUCUAGGUAAGAGCACUUGUUUCGAAAUCGAUCAAACGAAAACUUGUAGAUGAACUCUUGGACAAAGUCGAUUUGAUGGGCUUCGUUCGUGCGAUUCAGAUAGUCAACUCGUCAGAUCCUACAUUCUACUCGAAGCUUCAACAAGCUUCCGAAAACCGGACGAGUAAGUCGAAUAACUGAUGAACAUCAAUUCAACUAUUAUUUCCAGGAACUCAAGUCAGACCAGAAGUCUUCCGGAACAUGGCUAUGCCUCAGUUCUACCCUGGAUUUGGUAAGUUUAAUUCUCCAAUUUGUGUAUUGAUUUUCUAUUGACCGUUUUCCAGCAUCCACUCCAUACACCUUCACAGCUCCUCAAGUCACGGUCGGUCCCAUUCCAGCCUACAGGCCGCCACCGCCCGUCAUCAAGAUUCAGCGACCAGUGUCUCCUGUCCGCGAUUACCAGAAAAAAACCGGCGCUCCGUUCCGCGAUUUCAGCGUUUAA